CCCCUCUUUCUCUUUGCAGGAUCUCCCCCGCCCUCUCUCUCUAUUUAAAGGAACUCCCUCAUCCAUACAAUCCAUUUGUGUGUGUGCUUUUUCCAUCUCUCUCUUGUUUCACACCAUCCCACAAGCUACCCUCUCUCUUCAUCUCACAUCAUCAUCCCUCAACUCUCUCUCUCUCUCUCUUCAUGAGUUUCUUAGAUCUUGUGGAGGCCAGGUUGCCUCCAGGAUUCAGGUUUCAUCCAAGAGAUGAUGAACUGGUCAUGGAUUAUCUUUGGAAGAAGAUUGCCUCCUGUCCCUCAAACUCCCCCUCAAUGAUCGAGCUUGAUUUGAACAAAUGUGAGCCUUGGGAUCUUCCAGAUAUAGCAAAAGUAGGGGGAAAGGAGUAUUAUUUUUUUAAUCUUCGUGAUCGAAAGUACGCAACGGGUACGCGGACUAAUCGAGCCACGGUCUCAGGUUAUUGGAAGGCCACAGGAAAGGAUAGACAAGUAUUUGAUAACCAAACAGGCACUCUUGUUGGUAUGAGAAAAACACUGGUAUUUUACCAAGGUAGAGCUCCAAAUGGAACAAAAACAGAUUGGGUUAUGCAUGAAUUUCGACUUGAAGGACCAUCAUCUUCUUCCUUUAGCUUUCCCCAAAUUCCUUUAAAGGAAGAUUGGGUGCUAUGUAGGGUGUUCUACAAAAGCAGGGGAGAGGGUGCAACAUCUAACACAGAACAUGAUGAAUUUCAAACAAUGGUUGGCACCAACCUCAUUUCUGGCCAAACUCCUCUAACUUUAGAUGAGUUUGGCCACUUGCCCUGCUUCUCCACUCCCUCACAAGACAUGAACCAUGGAUUGUCACAUUCUCCCCAAACAGAAGAGAAUUUACACACCAAAAGUCUAGAAAUGGGUACCUUUAAGAAUAUUCUCUCUCAACAUGGGCAACACUUUUCUAGUGAGAGAAACAGUAUAAGAAUCCAUUGGAGCCAUAUUAAGAGAUUUGGUGGUGACCCAAGGAUAGGGUUGCCAAAUUUAGGGGAAGAAAACCUAGCUAUAAACAGAGCUUCUCCAUGUGAUGCACGGCCUAGGGAUGUUUCUUCACCCCUUAGUGAAGAGAGUUACUUGUCAGAAUCAAGUAUGCCACCUAUGUGGGAUAAUUUAUAUUACUAAGUUUUAAAGGUGGUUCAGUAUUUCCCUCCAUUGUAGAUACCAAAUUUUUUACAAUGUCAAGCUUUGUUACAAAGACAUGGAUAUGUGUGUUUACAUUUAUAUCACAUUAAGUUUUAAAUUGGUUUUUCAGAUAUAACACAUCCGUUUAUUAUUUAGUUAGAAAGGGAGUUGGAAUUUGAGGUGAUCUAUUAUUUAGUUAGAAAGGGAGUUGGAAUUUAAGGUGAUUCUUGCAGUACUUUACUUUUAUUGCGAAAUUUCAACCAAAAAAGUUAACAGAAGGUGUCUAAAUUUCUAAAAUACCAUAUCAGAAACUAUAGACGCGCAUGUCCGCGAUACAUAAAAGUGAAGUUGACGACUAUUUUUGGAAGAAGAUGAAGCGGUAUUUACUUAUUUGUAAGCUAUUUUAAUAUAAAGAUAAUUUUGUGUGGUUGUUAUAAAAGAAUAAUGAGAAUGGAGAUGAAUGGGCAUGUAAUUUUCUUUUUUU
Molecule: messenger RNA, 1629 nt
Organism: Amborella trichopoda
Lineage: Eukaryota; Viridiplantae; Streptophyta; Magnoliopsida; Amborellales; Amborellaceae
Product: NAC domain-containing protein 21/22
Biological process (GO): regulation of DNA-templated transcription
Molecular function (GO): DNA binding
Source: RefSeq, a predicted model, not a curated record